GUUCGCCACCGCGCGCACCCACAGCGAGGAGGCCACCAAGCAGUGGGAGCAGGUAGAGUCGGGCGGCGCCAAGGACACGAAGUACAACACGAAGGCGAAGAUGCUGGCCGCCUACAUCGUGGACCCGACGCUGAACGACUUGUACCAGCAGGUGACGACCAGCAUCCAGUGGAGCGAGACCAUGACUCGCGAGUCGGAGUGGAUGAGCAAGAAGCAGCUCUACGACGCGUACGGGGAGUCCGAGGCUGAGGAGAUGAUCGCGGAGAACUUG
This is a messenger RNA of Prorocentrum cordatum, 271 nucleotides long. The record is from the annotation of a GenBank genome assembly. NCBI's taxonomy places the organism in Eukaryota, Dinophyceae, Prorocentrales, Prorocentraceae.